AUGGUUGGGGGGAGAAAAGUGCUGCUCUCGAUCGCAGCGCUCUCCGGUUUCGGUUUCGACAACGCUCUCGGAGGCCAACUCGGGCGCAAUGGCGGGGCCAAUGGGGCGAUAUCGCGUCAACAACCAGAGGUGGUUCCAGUGUCGCAACCACCCGCCACGGUAGCGCGCCGCGCUACGUCCUCGGAAGAGUCGGUGGGGAGUAUCGUAGGGGGAAGAACGGAGGAACCGCCAAUACCAGAUGUGAAACCCGCCAGCGCGAGCGACCUGGACGAGACAAGUCUAGUGAACCUCGCAGCGUCAUCAACAUCAUCAUCACCGCCGCCAGUUUCGUCUACCGAUAGCACCAAGGCGCCACCAACGCGAGUAGGGAAGCCAGAGAGUGAAGGGACGGAGAAUGCAGGGAGCACGGGAAGUGCAGGCACCGAGCAUAUCAGCGUGGGCGAGACUUUGACGUCGACCUUGGAGCCAUUCACCCCGCCGUCGGCUCCAGAUUUAAGCUCCUCGACAUCAGCGGCCGACGUGACGACGCCCGAUGCGGCCACAGCGACACCGCCGCGUGGUGGCCCCCCUCGGGGAGGACCCAGCAGAGCGCCAACGAAGGGCAGUUCGGCCAGCAUCACCCAGGCGACAACCGAGACGGUUGAUCUGGGGUACGGCCAGCCGACAACGAACAACGGCGAUACGACUUUUGCGACGUCGAUACGUUCUGGUAACCAGACAUUUACCAAUCUACCCUCCCAGACGCUGCGGUACUGCCACCCGUCGGAGGUCACGCCAGCGCCGACGAGCUGGUCCGUUGUGCACACGACAACUGUGACCUGGUACGGGAACCCGGACGACUACACGCAGCCGUACCCGCCAAUCUCGGUACCCGAUGAAUCGUCGCCGGCGACCUGUAUCGUGCCGGUCGAGCCGCCCAAGUUCACCAUCUCAGUGUGCGCAUCGACCGGCGAGGGCACGCAGUACCUGACAUGUGACCUGACGACGAGGACGGAGAGCUACGGGUUUGGCAUCCAAACCAGCGCCACGCCACAGGUGGUGUUUCUGACAACGGACAAGAACCCGGCCGUCGUUUACUCCACCCUGAGUCGGCCGGACUAUGGCGUAAGCCAGGGGCCCGAGACGCGCGAUGAUCAUGCCACGCCCACAGGGGCCAGCAAUGGUGAUCACAGCGGCGGCCACAGCAGCGGCGGCGGGCCACAGGGCAUCACCGAGUCGGCCCAACGACCGACACCGACGCCCAUCACCGUGGCCGUGCAGCCGACCGGCGUCGUCAUCAACGGCCACACCAUCCGUGACAACCCGGCACAACCAACGCAGGUCGUCAUCAUUGCCGGCGAAACCUUCACCAUCAACCCGACACGUGUAGUCGGCGGCGGUGCCACCAUCGACCGGCCAUCGGCCACAGGCGGUGUCUACCUACCAUCCCCCACCAGCACCAACAUCGCCGGCGUGCCCGUCGUCGUCUCUUCUUCCGUCGCCAUUAUCGGCGGCUCCUCCUUCACCCUCGGCCCCACUCCGACCACAGCCGUCGUCUCAGGCCAGACCUUCACCAUCGGCCCCAACACCAUCGCAGGAGCAUCCCAGACGCUCCCCCUACCAACACUACCCUCACCGACCGAGGUCGUUGUCGCAGGCGGCGAUCUCAUCACUGCCAUCGGCUCAUCCGUCCUCGUCAUCCACGGCACUACACUCACCUACGCCGCGCCCGAGGCCUUCGUGCCACACACCGGCACCGACUCCGACUCCGACGGCAUCACAGUCGUCACCAUCGACGACGACGUCCUGACCCUCGGCCCAGGUGGCGUGACCGCCCAACACGGCUCCAUCAUCAUCGGCGGCUCCCACGCCUCGGGCCCGCAGGACACGCAAUACGCGCUCGUCGGCGGCGCCACCGUCACCAAAGUCGGUGCCUCGGUCGUCGUCAUAAACGGCGUGUCCUACACCAUCGGACCCGGCACAGGCACCACGACGACCGCUGUGGGCGGGGAAACGGUCACUGUGGCGCCCGAUGGUGUGGUUGUCGGCUCGCUGAGUUUGAAUUAUCCGUUUGGUAUGACGACGGUGAUUACACCGGGUGUUGGGGCCGGUGGUGGUCCUGGCGCACAUGCUACGGGGAAAGGGAGUUAUGCGGAUGGGGGUGAUGGGGAAGAGGAUGGGGUCGGUGCGAUCAGGCCGUGGUUGAUGGGUGUUGGGUGGGGUGUUGGGGUAGCGAUGCUGCUCGGGGCAUUGGUAUAG
Molecule: messenger RNA, 2238 nt
Organism: Dichotomopilus funicola
Lineage: Eukaryota; Fungi; Ascomycota; Sordariomycetes; Sordariales; Chaetomiaceae
Exons: 4
Coding region: 1-2238 (745 amino acids)
Source: RefSeq, a predicted model, not a curated record